GCCACUAUCACGCCCGUUGACGAUGCUGCAGUUCGUAUGCGUGCCAAUCAUUCAACCCUGUCAGGAUGAAGAUCAGUCAAUGCUGUCCAACACUGUAUCUCUCCUGUCUUUCAAACGAUUGCUGGUCCCUUGUGCAUGCAGCUUGAAUCACCCAGUGCCUUGAAACCAGUAUCUUCUCGAUGGAUGGUACGUCGACUCUCGGGGUACUGCAGACAAAGGCUCCCUUUGGACCCUUAAAAGGUAAAGGACAGUCUCGAUGACUGGACUGAUACCCGCUCAGCUGCCUUUGGGCCUUCGUCGUCUCAUUCAUCCCCAAGUACCGAAUCGACGCUUCGAGCCUCAGCUCCCAUCGCCACACCCGAGGUAGAAGGCGGCUGGCUGUGUUGCUUUGGAGUGAGUUCUACAUGGUGCGAGGACGGUCAGUAAUAGCUGAUGAUACCUGUCAGAGAUGGCGAGACAAGACUCAAGCGUCAGUACACAAUUCUUCCUGCCCAGGUCGUUCGCCGCGCUUGCCAUUGCAAAGCCGUCAUUGCGAAUCCUCACGACCUCUCCCUCCGUACACACGAUCCCAAGCUGGAAGUAAGACCGCGGUGGCAGUGUUGGCGUUCCAAAGGAGGAUCAAGCGUCGAACCAGUCUUCUCAGGAUGGUCGCCAGCGACGAUCAAGCAGAAGAAGCAAUUCUGGAGGUCCCGAAACGCCGCCAGAGCACGUCUCGUGUUCGCACCCAGGUACUCUACUCCUGAAAACCGUCAAAGGCCGGAAGGAGCUCCAAUCCAGGCAUCUGAAGCUGAGCAGAUAGCUGUGGGAUGGAGAAGCCACCGACGGAUGCUCGCUUCUUUCCAGUCGGGAGGAUAUCCUAUUCUUCGAGAUUCAGCGGCGUACCGGCUCCCACUUCCCAGCGAUCCCGAUCUACCUCGCUGGAUGGAUAAAUACAGAACAGUGUACUCAAGUGUCAGCCUUGAAGCGGGGGUUUCGGCGUCAACAGGAAGGGAACACCGACUCAGUCAACUGCCGCAACCACCUACUCAGCCGAUUGACAUCCCGGUCAGACGACAGACGGCGCUAAAUAUUUGGCGUCGAUGAUCACCUUUUGCAAUGAACGCAUCCGUUGUUUCACUAUAUUCCGGACAGUAGGUAACAUGUGUCGACUGCUGGGCCUUAUCACACCCUUUCAUGUGACAUGCAGGCUUCAUGAAAAUGAUC
Molecule: messenger RNA, 1203 nt
Organism: Kockovaella imperatae
Lineage: Eukaryota; Fungi; Basidiomycota; Tremellomycetes; Tremellales; Cuniculitremaceae
Exons: 2
Coding region: 433-1083 (216 amino acids)
Source: RefSeq, a predicted model, not a curated record